GGAGAGAGAUCUUUAGGAAUCGAGUAUAUAAAUGAGAGUCAAAUAUUAUUCCCCCUUCUUCUUUUUUAACUCACGUAACUAAGACAUGGCUACUGCAGGAAAGGUGAUUAAAUGCAAGGCGGCCGUUGCCUGGGAGCCCAACAAACCGCUGGUGAUGGAAGAGAUUGAAGUGGCUCCACCUCAGAAGAAUGAAAUACGAAUCAAGGUGAUAGCUACAGGUGUAUGUCACUCAGACUUGUACCACCUGUUUGAGGGGAAGCACAAGGAGGGCUUCCCUGCUGUUCUGGGCCAUGAGGGAGCUGGUGUGGUGGAGAGCGUUGGACCUGGAGUCACUGAGUUCAAACCAGGUGAUAAGGUCAUCCCCCUUUUUGUCUCUCAGUGUAAGGAGUGCAGGUUCUGCAAGAGCCCUAAGACUAACCUGUGCGAGCAAAGCUGGUCCAGUGAUCGGUAUGCUCAGAUGUCAGACACUGACACUCGCUUCUCAUGUCGUGGUCAGCCAAUUCUGCAGUUCAUGGGCACCAGCACGUUCUCAGAGUACACCGUCAUGAACCAGAUUGCUGUGGCAAAGAUUCAUAAUGAUGCUCGACUUGACCGAGUUUGCCUGCUCGGCUGUGGCAUCUCUACUGGCUAUGGAGCUGCUAUCAACACCGCCAAGGUAGAGCCAGGAUCAGUGUGUGCAGUGUUCGGGAUGGGUGCAGUGGGUCUCGCUGGAGUCAUGGGCUGUAAGAGGGCUGGAGCCUCCAGGAUCAUUGCUGUGGACAUCAACGAGGAGAAGUUUGAGAAGGCCAAGAUCUUUGGUGCCACUGACUUUGUGAAUCCUAAAGCACACCAGAAACCAAUCAGUGAGGUCCUGAUUGAAAUGACCAACGGAGGAGUGGAUUACUCACUGGAGUGUGUGGGAAACGUGGCUGUUAUGAGAAGUGCACUGGAGUCGUGUGUUAAAGGCUGGGGUGUGAGUGUACUCGUUGGCUGGACACACCUUCAUGACUUUUCUGCUAAGCCAAUUCAGCUAAUUGCUGGAAAAACCUGGAAGGGAUCCUUGUUUGGAGGCUUUAAGGGUAAAGAUUCUGUCCCAGAUCUUGUCCUGGACUACAUGGCUGGUCGUAUAAAGCUGGACGAGUUUGUGACACACACCAUGAAUCUGGAGAAAAUCAAUGAUGCCAUUGAGCUGAUGAAGAAUGGAGGCUGCAUUCGUACCAUCAUCAAUGUGUCCAAAUGAGAAGUUUGUAACAAGACUACCGAACUUUGCUACAACUCAAAUGAUUUUUGAUAUGUUAAUCAUGUUAAUAGUUGCAGAUAAUUGCACUUCCACACAUUACUGCAUUAUAAACUUAUAAAAAAACAUAUCUAGUCAAUAGAGCUCAUCAUUAGAUUCUUCAGAUAUUAUGUAACUAUAUAUUCAGCUAUGGAACAGAUGCUAUUAUGUAAAAUGGAAGCAUGUGAUAUGAUUAAUAAAAAUUGCAACAGAAAA
Molecule: messenger RNA, 1471 nt
Organism: Astyanax mexicanus (Mexican tetra)
Lineage: Eukaryota; Metazoa; Chordata; Actinopteri; Characiformes; Acestrorhamphidae
Product: alcohol dehydrogenase 1-like
Exons: 9
Coding region: 86-1219 (377 amino acids)
Biological process (GO): formaldehyde catabolic process
Cellular component (GO): cytosol
Molecular function (GO): S-(hydroxymethyl)glutathione dehydrogenase [NAD(P)+] activity; zinc ion binding
Source: RefSeq, a predicted model, not a curated record